Molecule: messenger RNA, 1919 nt
Organism: Mytilus californianus (California mussel)
Lineage: Eukaryota; Metazoa; Mollusca; Bivalvia; Mytilida; Mytilidae
Exons: 10
Coding region: 100-1629 (509 amino acids)
Cellular component (GO): cytosol
Molecular function (GO): protein kinase A regulatory subunit binding
Source: RefSeq, a predicted model, not a curated record
UUGACCUUAAAUGAUAACCAAACAACCUGUUACACAUUGAUUCCGUUUGUAUACAUAUGAUAGAUGUGGGUUGCAUUUAAUACACAAUAGUAACGUCAAAUGUCAAACUUCCAGAAAACCGUAUCAGCUGUUGAAGACCUAAUAAGAAAGCGGGAAUUACAGCAAAAGGAGAAAUUUCGUCAGAUAUCAAACCAAGCAAAGCUGAAAGAAGAUAAUGAGAAACUAGAACAGAAUGAAACAAGACAAGUUGACAGAAGCAGACGGAAAAAGCCUACGCAUUUUAUUUCACUACAAAUUACUAAUCCGGAGAUUAUAACAAAGAUAGCUGAAGUCCAAAAAGAUAUGAAGAAGAAAAAUGAACUUUUGGAACUGACUCAAGUCCGACUUUCCUGUGCUCACAUUACACUAAGAGUUGCCCAUUUGGAAACAGAAGACGAUUUAACCAGAAUGAAGAAAUCCUUGGAUCAGUGUGUUGAACAGUUUAAAAAAGAAAACAUGGAUCUUUUCCGUUUAACUUUCAGAGGUAUUGGUAACUUUCGUAAUGGAGUGGUAUUUGCAAAAAUUCAACGAGAUAAAAAUUAUUUUCGUUUACAAAGAUUAGGUGAGAUAUUUGAAGAUUGCUGUAAAGCAAAUGGUGCUUCAUUUAAAAAGGAAGGACGGUUUAAUCCUCAUCUUACCAUUGCUAAGAUAUCUCAACUGGUAGACUGGCUUGACAUUAUUGAAGACGAAAAUGAGGAAAGUUUUGCCGGAACUGACGAACUUUUACUUAAGAUGUGUCGAGAAUCUAUAAAAUCUGAAUUGUGUCGAGGGUCAAGUAUAUUGGAGAUAUCUACAAAAUCAAAUACAGCUGAAAUACCACAAGGAUCAAUUACAUCUGAAACAUUCCGUGAGCGCAGUAAAUCUAAUAUUGUUCGAGGGUUCGAUGCAUCUGAAAUGUUACAAGGAUCCUGUUCGUAUGGUCAAUAUCCAGUUCCCAAUUCUUCUGAUAUGUACAGCGAGUCGAUGAAAUCGGACAUUUGCCAAGGAUCAAGUGAACACGAGAUAUGUCUGCAAGGAGCUAGUGAAUCUGAAAUGUGCAGAGAAUCCAGUUCACCUGAACCGUCUCGAAAACUUUGUGCAUAUGACAUGGGUUGUACCAAUGAUGAUUCUAAAGAGGGUGCUUCCUUGUGUACCAUGUAUGAUAUCGUUCCAGAUUUUAGCCCCGAGAAUUUGAAUCGACGUAAUGAUUUUAACAUACAGAGGCUCUUUACUGGACUACAGUGUUUAACCUGUGGUCAGAGAUUUAAAAGCAGUGAAAACAUAAAGGCUCAUGUAGCAGAAUGUCAGCAACCAAAAAAAGCACAACGAAAUGAAUGGUGGCCAAAGAUAAAUACGUUUUUGGAAUCAUCAUCAGUGAAUGAACUCUGUUUGGGAUCAGCAGCAUAUUUAUUGCACUAUAUAUGGGUUGUUUGGAGAUAUGAACAACAACAUCCGCAAGAUACAAUUGACAUCAGAGAAAUAGAUCCAAUUACAUACAGCAAUUACAGGAACCAGCUGUUUGGGAACCAGCAGAUAACAUGUUUACAGUUAUGUUCUAUGAAGUCAGACGAUUCUGGAUACUACCAUAUAGAGCAUGUUACCAAACUGUGAAGUUAUUAUUAACUGUCACUAGGAAUUUUGCAUUUGUUAUGUUGCUUUAUUUAAUUGUGUUAGAUUCUUGUUGAUGUUUAUUUAUUUACUUGCAUUUAAUCAUGUGUAUAUAUGUUUGGAACACAUAUUCUGUUCCGUUCAUUCCGUUUUCAACUUUUUAAUGAGAGACCAUUAUCUUUAUAACAGAACAAUUACAUACACAGAUGUUCUUGAAUUAGAUGAUCAAUUUUGAUAUUUUGAUGUUUUUACAUUAAUUCUAAAACAAAUACUCAUAAAAAUGCUAUAUAUGA